This is a messenger RNA of Gregarina niphandrodes, 816 nucleotides long. RefSeq lists its product as hypothetical. Gene Ontology annotation, molecular function: microtubule plus-end binding. The coding region runs from base 1 to 816 and encodes 271 amino acids. Gene Ontology annotation, biological process: protein localization to microtubule plus-end; regulation of microtubule polymerization or depolymerization; spindle assembly. The record is from RefSeq and is a predicted model, not a curated record. Lineage: Eukaryota; Apicomplexa; Conoidasida; Eugregarinorida; Gregarinidae. The transcript has a single exon. Gene Ontology annotation, cellular component: spindle midzone; cytoplasmic microtubule; microtubule plus-end.
AUGGUUGAGACUAAGGUUGAGCCCAAGGUCAAUCAGUCACGCCGUGAGCUACUGGAGUGGUUGCAGCAAGACUUUAAAUGCGGGAUUUGCCGUAUUGAGGAGUGCGGAAAUGGCUCGAUCUAUUUGCAGAUUUUGGACCGACUAUACCCGGGGACCGUGCCCAUGCACAAAAUCAACUGGAGUGCCACGGCAGAGUACGAAGUCAUCAAGCACUACAAGAUCCUUCAGGACGUCCUAAAGGGCAUCGGUCUGUCCCGAGGCUUCGACAUUGACGGCUUGGCUCGAGGUAAAUACCAGGACAACUUGGAGUUUCUGCAGUGGCUUCGAGCAGUUUAUGACAAGAAGCUGCCCAAGUCACCCCCCGAAUACGAUCCAGAAGCCAGACGCAAGCUCAGCUCCCAUCCCCUACCAGCGUGGAUAAAGCAAAAAAACAAAUCAUCUGCUGCUUCGACUGUCGCCAGCCGAAAACUCGUCAAAAAAGAACCUUCCGCACUUCCUCCGGUCGACCCAGUGUUCCCCCAUCACCAUCUCACGUCGCACCUUCCCCCUCACGUCAAUACGCAGCAGUAUGCUCUUUACGAAAGUAAGCCCGCAUAUUCUCGCCAACGUUUAUUCAAACAUUUAUUCUGCCCAAACACUUUGCCAAUGCAAAUCUUGGGCAAAGUCCCAAGCAACAUCCCCACACACCUGCCCCCUCUGUGGAAUGCAUCAUGGGCGCCGUUCGCAUUAGAUAAGCUUAAAGCGAUUUCCGCUGUUUGUCAAGCGACAGAUGACAGUCAGUUUGUUGACAAAGCUAUUCUGGAAUACAUCUUGUAA